UGUUGGUUGCCGUUCGUUCACCGUGUAGAGCUCAGUUGAACAUUGAAAUUCGAACUCUUCGGACGGUAACAAAACAAUAAAUUCCAAAAUAAAUUUUCUAUUUUUUUCGUGCAACCCAAGACAAAUCAAUUGACCAUGUGCAGCUAUCCUUGCUAUCCUUGCGCCGCCUUGUGCCCCUGCGGCGGCAGUGGACCCAGUGGAUUCUACGAUCCCUGCUUUGGACCCUACAAUGGACCAUUUAACUCCUGGUGCGGGGCGAGUGGACCUGGUUUCUGGAGAGGUGGAUGUUGCUAGUACUUGUCGUGAGCUGUAGGAUUGGGCUACUUUCUCACACGGAAAAAUCGGAACUGCUGAACAUCUCUUGCAAAUUUCAAUUGGCAGAAAGGAAAUUAAAUUACCGUCCCACUUGAAGAGAGAAAUGUUUAUUAAAUAAAGUGUUCAAAACAUA
Molecule: messenger RNA, 448 nt
Organism: Drosophila yakuba
Lineage: Eukaryota; Metazoa; Arthropoda; Insecta; Diptera; Drosophilidae
Exons: 3
Coding region: 136-294 (52 amino acids)
Source: RefSeq, a predicted model, not a curated record